This is a messenger RNA of Papilio polytes (common Mormon), 1959 nucleotides long. It is a transcript of the gene fj, whose product is annotated as protein four-jointed. The transcript is spliced from 2 exons. Gene Ontology annotation, biological process: cell-cell signaling. The record is from RefSeq and is a predicted model, not a curated record. Lineage: Eukaryota; Metazoa; Arthropoda; Insecta; Lepidoptera; Papilionidae. The coding region runs from base 120 to 1859 and encodes 579 amino acids.
GUGAUAUAUCUUUGUGAUUUUGUAAACUGGGAUUUCGAGUCGUCUUUCAAUAAUUUAUCGUUGGAAUUCUUAAAGAUGAAUCAAAACAUCAUUUAGAUGUAAUAAGAAAGCUGAAGAAAAUGGAGGACAGUACUAGAGCUACGAAAACAAACGUAGAAGAAUGUGGAAAGAGUGAACGUAUUCCUACAUUAGAAGAUUUACAAGACACCAUUCAAAGCGGCGCGAAAAAUCUAAAAGAUAAUUUAAAAACAAUAACAAUAAUAAACAAUUAUUGCAAAAUGAAGAAACCAAGCUACUUCAUGCAUAAAAACUUUCACUACAAAGAAGAAUUAUCAAGAAGAAUCUCAAUGAAAAGAGAAUACGGAUUUUAUAAUUAUUGUUUCAUUAGUGUUUGUAUUAGUUUUAUACUUGGUUUAUCAAUCGGUGUGGUUAUUAUGGGAUCACCACAAACUCAAGUACUAAGUCCUGUUAGUCCUAGAAAAGUUUUAAGAUUGAAUAAUUCCCGAGACAUAACUUCGAGAAGUUUAAAUUCAUUAAAAUACAGUAAUGGUGUUCGAACAAAUAAUGAAGUUGAAAUUACAAAAGAAAAAGAUUUAAAUAAAUUUUCUUCAGUCUCAUUUACUGGUGAAAAUGAGACCCAAAAGUAUGUUAAAGAUGUUUAUCCAAAAAGUCUGACGGAAGAUAUGAAAGAAAUUUUAAAAGACAACAAAAACUCUCAUCACAAACAUUCUAUAGCUAAUGUUGUUAGCAACAAAACUGAUUAUGUUCCAAAUGACAAUACCGUAUUAUAUGAAAACAUCUAUUGGGGAUCUGAAGUAGAAAAUUCGAUGCCUCAAGGUUACGGCGAGAAUACUGCAGAGAUUUGGGAAAGAUAUGUAGAACAAACUGAGGUUAUAAAAAUGGAAAAUGGCUGUGGCAGAAUGCAGAACCGUCUUGUAACAUUCAAAGAUGGAAUUCAAGCUUGCGUUCGCUACAGACAGAAUACGGACCAAAUUCAAGGAGAGAUUUUCAGUUUUUAUGUAGGAAGAUUAUUGAAUUUAACUAAUUUGGCGCCUUCUGUUGUUAAAGUUGUGGACUUAAAGGAUAAACUAUGGCAAAGUGUAGCUGGAGAUAUUUCUACCGCACAAUGGAACACUAACAGAGCUGUUGUGCUCACUCAGUAUAUACCCAGUUUAGAAUCGGCAACAAUUCCAGAAAUCUUCAAACCGUCUAAUAGACAUUUGAAUAAAAUUGACGUUUUAAAAAUGUCUAUAAAAGAUAACGAUAUUGGUGAUAACUCGAAACAAAUCAUGAUAAACAAACUAAAAGCAAAAAAAGAUAAACAUGUACAGAAAGAUAUUGAAGAACCUUUUGAUCAUAUAGACCUUAAGUUAACGAAAUCUACAAUUCAACUAUUCGUAGAAUUAGCGCAAUGGUCUGAUCUCAUAAUAUUUGAUUACCUAACAGCGAAUUUAGACAGGAUUGUAAAUAAUUUGUUCAAUUACCAAUGGAAUGUCAACAUAAUGGACGGUCCCGCGCAUAAUUUAGCGAGAAAGAUGGAUAGUGGAUUAUUAUUGUUUCUAGAUAACGAAUCCGGUCUCUUACACGGAUAUAGACUAUUAAAAAAAUACAAUGUGUACCAUAGCCUAAUGUUGGACAAUUUGUGUGUGUUUAGAAAGAGAACAGUAGACGCUUUAAAAUCUUUAUAUGAACAAUCAGUGGGUGUUAAACUUAGUGAAAUGUUUCAUAAGAAAAAUAAUGCGGUUAUUAGAGACAUAUUACCACCAUUACCUGAGAAAAAUGCGAAAAUUUUACACGAAAGAAUAGGCAAAGUGUUAAGUCAGAUAGAGAAGUGCGAGCAAGCGUUCGCUAAUAGAUAAGUUGUGUUGCUAAACUUGUACUGAAAUUGUAACAAAACGUCCCUUCCCUUUUUGUUUUUUAUACAUUUUGAAAUAAAAAGGCGAAUGGAUUUUUUUAACC